AUGGAGAUCAGAUUAGCCAAAGAUGGAGAGAAAAGACGAGAGAGAUUGAUUGUCGAAUGCUAUGUUGAUUAUUUGGACAUCAUCUUGUACUUGUUGUCGUGCUUUGGUUUGUUAUGGUGCGGUUUGAUAUUUUGGCAUAAUGAUCAUAUGAAUAUUCCCUGUUCUGUUGACAACUUAGCCCCAGAGUUAAUGCUCGGUCGAUCUUUCGCUUAUGGCAUAUGUUAG
This is a messenger RNA of Sclerotinia sclerotiorum 1980 UF-70, 225 nucleotides long. RefSeq lists its product with no specific name. Bases 1 to 225 code for a protein of 74 amino acids. The transcript is spliced from 3 exons. NCBI's taxonomy places the organism in Eukaryota, Fungi, Ascomycota, Leotiomycetes, Helotiales, Sclerotiniaceae. The record is from RefSeq and is a predicted model, not a curated record.